This is a messenger RNA of Glycine soja, 1745 nucleotides long. RefSeq names its product GPN-loop GTPase QQT2-like. NCBI's taxonomy places the organism in Eukaryota, Viridiplantae, Streptophyta, Magnoliopsida, Fabales, Fabaceae. Bases 212 to 1429 code for a protein of 405 amino acids. Gene Ontology annotation, molecular function: GTPase activity. The transcript is spliced from 6 exons. The record is from RefSeq and is a predicted model, not a curated record.
UCAGGGCAAAAUAAAAGCAAGCGAAACGCUGUGCCGUUUUCCGUAGCGGCUCGCUGCGUUCAUAAACCCUCAUUUUCAUUGCGCAAGAAAAUUGAAGAGAAGCAAAACCCCAACAUCCCUUUCGCCUCUGCCCUCACCAGAACAGAACAUCGUCGUCUCAUUUCUGUCCACAUCGUCGUAGCAGAGAAGAAGAGAACCUCUUCAAUCGGAAAUGGACGCCGGUAACGGUUCCGGAGAUGCCAAACUCGACAACACACCCACGCAAAUGGAUUCGGAUUCCGGUGCUCAAGCAAAAGACAAAGAAAAGGAGGAACUCACUGAGAAUAUGAACAAGUUGCAUAUUGAGGGAUCUUCGUCUGGAAGUGGAUCAUCUAACAUCAGAAGAAAACCAGUCAUCAUUUUAGUUGUGGGAAUGGCAGGGAGUGGGAAAACAACACUCAUGCAUAGGUUGGUUUGCCAUACACAUUUGAAAGACAUUCGGGGUUAUGUGAUGAAUCUCGACCCCGCCGUCAUGACACUCCCAUAUGCUGCUAACAUUGAUGUGAGAGACACUGUUAAAUACAAAGAAGUCAUGAAGCAGUUUAACCUUGGCCCUAAUGGUGGAAUUUUGACUUCCCUGAACUUGUUUGCCACUAAGUUUGAUGAGGUAAUUUCUGUGAUUGAGAAACGGGCAGAUCAACUUGACUAUGUUCUUGUGGAUACCCCUGGUCAGAUUGAAAUAUUUACCUGGUCUGCUUCUGGUGCUAUCAUUACAGAAGCUUUUGCAUCCACAUUUCCCACUGUAGUUGCCUAUGUAGUUGAUACACCCCGUUCAGAAGAUCCCACCACUUUCAUGAGCAACAUGUUGUAUGCUUGUAGUAUCCUCUAUAAGACAAGGUUACCUCUCAUCUUGACAUUCAACAAGGUUGAUGUAGCAGCACAUCAAUUUGCUUUGGAGUGGAUGGAGGAUUUUGAGGCGUUCCAAACAGCAGCAAGUUCAGAUCAGUCGUACACAUCAACUUUAACUCAGAGCCUUUCUCUUGUGCUAGAUGAAUUCUACAACAAUUUAAAAUCAGUUGGAGUUUCUGCAGUUUCUGGUGUAGGAAUGGAAGCCUUCUUUAAUGCUGUCGAAACCAGUGCUGAGGAAUACAUGGAGACAUAUAAGGCUGAUCUUGAUAAAAGACGUGAAGAGAAGCAACGUUUGGAGGAAGACCGCAGGAGGGAGAGCAUGGAUAAACUGAGGAGGGACAUGGAGAAAUCUGGGGGAGAAACUGUAGUCUUGAGCACUGGUUUGAAGAACAAAGAAGCAAGUAAAAGCAUGAUGGAUGAAGAGGAUGAGGAAGGUGAGGACGAGGAAAUGGAUGAUGAUGAUGAUUUGGGGAUAUAUACUGAAGAGGAGGAUGCUAUAGAUGAGGACGAAGACGAGGAGAUUGAUAGGUUUGGCUUCUGAUGUGAUUCCUCACCAGUUGGACUGCAUCAGAGCUAGAUCUUUGUAUAGCGCCUUGACCUUCAUUUGGUAAAUGUAUACAACCUUGAAAGUUUGACUACUAAUUAAUCAACUAGUUUAUUUCAUAUAUACUGUCAGCACUUUUUGCUCUAGGUUCUUUUCGUUUAUAUUUUUGCACUACUUGCAGAGAUAGCUGUGCUUGAUUUUGAUGCAACUUGUUUUUUGGACUUAUAAAUGACUUGAACAUCUGCUUUGCCAGAAAUCUGUAGUGAUUUUUUCUCGUGUGACAAGGGAUUCUGAGAGGCAUUUCCAUAUCCAA